AUGCAGUGUAGAGUGUGUUUAAAACGAUGUGAGAAUCAAGAAGACGGCAAAACUGCAACGCUUUUUCAUUCUUUCCUUGAUGGUGUGCUGAUAGGAGAAUAUUUGAACGAUGUUUUUGAUCUGCAGAUCUCCGAGGAUGAUUGCUUUCCACAACAUAUCUGCGAGCAGUGUCGUUUGGAGCUUCAAAUAGUGUCAAUCUUCCGGGAAAGACUGCUUUUGUCUGAUAACACGCUGCGUGGAUUACAUCGUCUCGGAGAUGGUGCAACAACUUACGGGGAAACAAUGGUGGACGAAUCUGUUGUGUCAUGUGCAGCUACUGCAACUACACGAGAGUCCAUGGAACAAGACUCAACCGUAACCGAGAUAGCAACUAACCGCUGUGGUGAUUGUGGAAAGAAGAUGUAUGAAAUUGAACCGACCUAUCUAUUUCAGCAGACUUCCCCGUCCUGUUCCAUUACGCACAUCAUGCUGUGCCAAGAAUGCUACCACGCUAUGUCCACCGGUCACUCUGAAAAAACAGAAGCUGAUAUCCAUAAAGCUGGAACCGCUACAAACCUUAAUUCUCCUUCACUAACUAUCGAUUUGAUACCUACGGAAACUUCAAACACUUGUACAAAAACGUCUCGUUUUUGUUGUGUGACACACUGCUCGGAACUGUUCAGCGAUGAACCGACGCUCGUACAGCAUGCACAAGAAACACACGCGAUAAAAAUUCGCAAAAACCGCGAGAAUCAAGCACCAGGAAGACCGUUCAAAUGUAACGUAUGUUUUCGUGCGUUUGGUUCGUCAAAAAAUUUGCGCAUUCAUCAGUUGGUUCGUUCAAAUGUACAUGCUCGCAGUUUCAUUUGCACCAUAUGUCCGUUUCGUGCCAGCAAUACGGCCGCUCUAACGAUCCACGAACGUUCCCAUACCGGAGAGCGUCCUUACGGGUGCGAGUCGUGCGAGAAACGGUUUUCUUCAGAAGCUACACUUAAAUCGCACCAGGUCUGCCAUCUGGACGAGCGACCAUACGAAUGCACGUACUGUUCGAAAACGUUUGCACGCAAACGAAACAUGCAGGAGCAUGCUGCGUUGUGCCAGUCGGAUGAAAAACCUUAUCAUUGUGAGGAAUGUAGUGCACGAUUCAAAACGAAACAGCACUUGCGGUUACAUCGUCGAUUGCACACGGGUGAGAAACCGUACCGAUGUAGCGUUUGUCCUAAAACGUUUCACUACAUUUCCGAUCGAAAACGGCACGAACUAUCACACGCGGGAGCGAAACCGUACCGUUGUCACACUUGUGAUGCUUCGUACACCCGGAAGUAUGCACUUACCAUGCACGAACGAACGCAUACGGGCGAGCAACCGUUUGGGUGUGAAGAGUGUGGGAAACGAUUUUCUAAAUCUUCCCUGUUGAAGCGGCACGUGGCACGGCAGAGUUGUGGUGGAAAAAGUAACACGAAAAAGCAACCGAUAGAUUGCGGCAACUUUUUCAUUGGGCACAAUCAUCAACUGUCAACUUGA
This is a messenger RNA of Anopheles maculipalpis, 1503 nucleotides long. RefSeq names its product zinc finger protein 761-like. The transcript is spliced from 3 exons. Gene Ontology annotation, cellular component: nucleus. Lineage: Eukaryota; Metazoa; Arthropoda; Insecta; Diptera; Culicidae. Bases 1 to 1503 code for a protein of 500 amino acids. Gene Ontology annotation, molecular function: zinc ion binding. The record is from RefSeq and is a predicted model, not a curated record.